Messenger RNA from Globicephala melas (long-finned pilot whale), 984 nucleotides. NCBI's taxonomy places the organism in Eukaryota, Metazoa, Chordata, Mammalia, Artiodactyla, Delphinidae. The record is from RefSeq and is a predicted model, not a curated record.
AUGACAACCAGGGCCUUGGAGGAGUUGGAUGGAGGCCUGGGCAGUUGCCAAGUGGACGAGGACCUCUCUGCACUGGCUGACCCCUGCCCAGGCCGGCCCCGGGAGGACAGGGCUCAAGCGACAUCCAGGCUGGCCGACUCCAGCAGCUGGCCCCGUGAUUCUCAGGAGCCGGCAGCUGAGGGCAGCCCCGCAGGCGGUGUGGAUGCUUGGCCCAAGAAAACAGAAAAGGAGCCUGUGGACAAAGUGGCCUCCGGACCGGGUCCCCGGAGCCCCGCGCGGAAGAAGGCGCAGGCCGCGCCGCCCUCGCAGCCGCCGCCCACGCCCCCGGUCCUGAGCGAGGAGCUGCUCUGGGGACACCUGACGCUCAACAAGUGCCUGGUGCUCGCCUCGCUCGUGGCGCUGCUGGGCUCCGCCUUCCAGCUGUGCCGAGAGGCCGUGGCGGGGGAGGCGGAAGCCCCUGCGCCUGUCCCUGAGCCGUGGGUCCCGCCAAGCUCGUCCCUGAAGGAGCCAGCGUCACCCCUGCCAAAGUCCGUGGCCUGGGCCCCCCCACUGGGAUCGCUCGAGCCCCCGGCGAAGGUAGAGGAAAGGGCCGCGGUUCCCAGGAGCAGCAGGGCUGCAGGGAAGGACAAAGGGGAGUCUGAGGAGACCGCUGAGGAGGAACGCGUGCCGCUUGCCGACCGAGGGCCCAAGGAGAGGCGGAAGAAGGCGGAGAGGCUGAGAAAGGAGAGGCUCCGGAAGGAGAGGCCACAGAAGGAGGAGAGGCCGAGGAGGGAGAGACCCCGGAAAGAGGAGAGGCCGCGGGCUGCCGGGGAGGCCCUACACCGACGCUGGGAGGCGCGCGAAGGGGGCCAUCGGGCAUGGGCGGGAGAGUCCAGAGACCCCGAGCAUAGGAAGAGGCAGGCCUGGGCCUCCCCGCGGCGCCCCGAUGAGGAGGACCGGCCUCCCGGCCGCCAGAAGCACCACGCGGGCAAGGGGCGGGACUGA